AUGGACUGCUCACCACCAUCAUAUCAAUACUAUUCCAACUCGUUUCCAUUUAUUUAUCCCGGAUACGAAUCCACUCAUUCCAAUCUGAUGUCCGGGAUUACAACAUCAUCAUCAUCAUCAUCAUCAUCACCGCCAGCAUCCUCGUUUGCAACAUCCACCGAUUAUUGGUCCACCCUGUGCGUCCCCUCGGCCAAUUCAUUUUUGGUCGGUGCAAAACAACUCAUGAAUAGUCUUCCUCUGGCCGGAUUUCAUCUAACUCCAACCGGAACUUCACUCAGUACAGUAUCCGUGACAAACUCGUUGAUUCAGGCAGAACAGAUCCCCGGUUUCUUACGUCAAUGCCCAAGAUCAGAUGGCACUGGACAUCGGGACUCCCGGAGAAGUGCAUUUUUCGGCCCGUAUCGAGGAGAUAGAUCAUUUGGCGGACUGAUUGAAACAGACGCGCGUGUGAUACAAAACGAUACUUGUCACAGAUCCUCAGGUGACAGAGCAUCUAUUGUAUCCGAUGGAAGUGGUUACCAGACAAUUAGUGAAACAGAUUUUGCCGACAAUUAUAUCGGUCUCGGGAAUACCGAGAUCCCGACAAUCGGCGAACCGUUCAGCGUUGAGGAUGAAGAUGAGGAGGACGGGGUAGAUGAUUAUGAGGACGAAUUAUUGGUCGAUGAAAAUGAGGAUGAUAUGGAUUGUACUCGGACACAGUUGAAUCGUUCAGCAGAUGCCUAUCUGUUUCCCAAUGGCCGGCGACGUACUCAUCCCCUUGGAACAGAUCUUCGAACUGGUUGUACCAUUGGUGGACUGAUGAUUCAUGAAUCCUCGAGUGAGAGUAUAAAGCAUUCAGCAAAUCAAUUUCAUUAUCGCCGAACAAUGAGUAAACGAGGUGUCUCAUGUCAUAUACCACGAUUCCGUACGGGAACAUAUAGGAAAUGUCAUAGUGUGCAAAUUGUGCAACGUCAAGCAGCAAAUUUGCGCGAAAGAAAACGAAUGCAAUCGAUCAAUAAAGCUUUUGAAGGUCUUCGGGCACACAUUCCCACCUUGCCGUACGAAAAACGUCUAUCCAAGGUGGACACCCUACGUCUAGCGAUUGGAUAUAUUCAUUUUUUACAAGAAAUCGUUCAAACACACAGCACAGACGAGUCCGGUUCAUGGUCCAAAGACAGUGCAGGGGAGGACAGAUUAUCCAGCCGUGAGGAUCCAUCCGAUACGAAUGAGGAUUGCGUAACAAGCCGGGCUAAAAUUCGAAGCGCUGACGGAAUUAAUCACACGGAUGCCAAUAAUGACGAUGGGUUUCAAUCCGGUUCGACUGUUCGAUCGCUCCUUCCGACCGGAACAACCACUAUUCCGGGACGUGGUGGCGGUGAAUCGAUGCCAAUUCGACAGACCGCUACCUAUCGUGGGCCGGUACAACCCACCAAAAAAGUCAUACUGAACCUUCCGAAACAUGGUAAUUCGUUCUUUCGAACAAUAGUGUCUUUCAUUGUUUGUGCAAUUGAUCAAACUACUUUCUCAAAGUUGAUUGGAUUAUUCUGA
Molecule: messenger RNA, 1527 nt
Organism: Echinostoma caproni
Lineage: Eukaryota; Metazoa; Platyhelminthes; Trematoda; Plagiorchiida; Echinostomatidae
Source: the annotation of a GenBank genome assembly